Messenger RNA from Linum trigynum, 6141 nucleotides. The record is from the annotation of a GenBank genome assembly. NCBI's taxonomy places the organism in Eukaryota, Viridiplantae, Streptophyta, Magnoliopsida, Malpighiales, Linaceae.
AGAUUGCAAAGAUUGAGUUAGGCGAAAAGAAAAAUCGAAAAAUAGGCGCAUUUCACAAACCAAAGAAAAAAAAAGGACACAAUUUGACCUCGAACUCGAUACCUUGUAGCGGUCGACCCGGCUGGUGCGUGCGGCCCGUUUUUCUCAUCGGAUCAGGGUCAAAGUGGGUCGACCUGCGGGUUGACAACCUUGCUCUCAUCCAUGGUUGUCACGCCGGCCGGCGUGCCACCGGUUGAACCUGGUUCAACCGGUACCGGUCAUAAAACUGGCGUGACAUCACCGGUAUGACCGGCAUGAUCGAUAUAUGAAUCUUUAAGUAAAAUGACCUUAUUUUAGUGAAGUUAAUUGAUAAAAAUUAUUUUAUUAUUUAUUUUAUGAGUAUAAAAGUUAAAUAUUGAUGUUAUUUGUUGGAUUCAAGUACAAAUGUUUAGGUAUUGACGUUAAAUGUCAUCUUUAAAUAUGAGUAUUUAUAAUUUAAUUUGUGAUAUUGACCGGCAUGAACCGGCACAAACCGUUAUGUACCACCAGUCGAACCAUUCCACUUGCUAAACCGGCACACUGGCAUAAACCGGUUUGACAACCUUCCUCUCAUCCAACGAAAAGAGAGAAUCGGAUGUGCAGUAACAGACUAACAGGAGAUCCCUUCCCCUAGUUUCGCUGGAGUACGUGAUCGCCGGUGAUUGGCAAAGAAUGCCGGCUAGUACAGCUCUUAGCCGGUAACUUCGACCUCCAUACCGUACUUCCAGGCCUUCGACCUAAUCCUCUUUCUGUGCACCGUUUGAUUUUCAAGUACGGCUUCUUCCUCUAGCUUCGUGUUUGGCAUUUCCUGCUGUUAAUUUUUUUUUUUUUUGCCUUCCGAUUUUCUUGAACCCUUGACUUCACGGAAGCUCAGCCAGUGCUCUGGAUUCAGAAUCCUCUGACUUCAUCUUUGCAGCGACGACUCCUUGAUUUUUGCUUUCCGAUUCUUUCAAUAUGAUUCCUCAACUUCUUCGCUUUGCAUUCAACCUCUUAUGUUCCAAUUCUUUUUUACAAUUUGGUCCUCAAACUUUAUGAUUUUUUCUUUCUCCAGUCUCUGGUGUGAUGCCAUUGUUGUUUCCUGAUUAUAAAGACACAUUUGAGUAUUGGAAUAUGGAAGUUUUGCUUUCAGUUCUGGAAAUGAAUAUAUACUUUCCCUCGACUGUGUAAAGGAAUUUGAAGCUUACUCUGUAUCCAAGUAAUAGACCAGACUGAUAUAUAUUUCUCUAGCUAGAGCUAGACUGUUGUUCUUCUCAUACUCCAGGGCAAAAGCCUUCCCAUUUGAGAGGACAUCAGGCGUGUCUCUCCCAUACAAUUGGAGUAUGAGAUUGCAAUUUUCUUCGGUUUGCUUUAGUGUGAGAAUCUAUGUUGGAAGUCACUAGGAAGUAAUUUUACAUUUUUUUCCGUUUCUGACUUAUGCUAUCCUUCUGCAGAAAUGAACUUGUGGGAAGCUUUGACGACAAUGGCGGCUUUGCUGCUUCCCAUACUGAUUCUCCUCUGCAAGUGGCUAUUCCGAAGGUGGAGGUUCUCCAACGCUUCGAACAAUAACCCCCAACCACCAGAACCUGCUUGCACUGUUGAUUCUUCUGCUUUCGUGCCCCUUCCAACUGGGUACUACGAGGUCUUUUUGAGUUUUAGGGGUCCAGACACCCGCCUUGACAUCACCGAUGUCCUCUACCAUUUUCUUGUUCGCUCCAAAAUCCGCACAUUCAAACUUGAUGAGGAUCGUCGUGUGGGGGAAGACAUCUGGCCUAGUUUGGUUGAGGCCAUGAAGGAAUCCAAGAUUCAUGUUCCGAUUCUUUCGGAAAAUUAUGCUCAUAGUAAAUGGUGUCUCAAAGAGCUUGCUGAAAUGGUUGAGUGCCGUAAGCACGAUAAGGGGCACAUCAUUUUACCCAUUUUCUAUAAGGUAAACCCUAGAGACGUGCGGAAACAAAGUGGGGCGUAUGAAGAAGCAUUUAAGCGACACAAGAAGAAUGUUGAUGAUAAAACCAUACUGAUCUGGAAAAACGCUCUCAAGGAGGUUGGAGAAUUGAAAGGGUGGCAUGUAACGGACAAGGACGGGCAGGGAGCUAUAGCUGAUGAAGUUUUUGAAAACAUAUGGUCGCAUCUAAGUAACAAUUAUGAAUUAAUGACAGAUGAAUUGGUUGGAAUUGAUGGACACUUAAACGCAGUAGUUGAAAGAAUAGAUUUAAACUCUAAAGCUGUGACAACUGUUGGCAUUCAUGGCCUUGGUGGUAUCGGAAAGACCACUGUCGCAACUGUUGUCUACAAUAAAGUUUGUGCUCACUUCGAUCGCCACUGCUUUGUGGAAGAUGUAAGAGAAACUUUGCAACAGAGAGAUGGUAUCGUUGCUGUGCAAAAUAAGAUACUCUCUGGCAUUGUGGGAAAGGCAAGUCUUGUAUCUAAUGUUAGUGAAGGAAUCCACAUGAUAAGAGAUAGAGUUAGCCAUUACAAGGUUCUAAUUGUUCUUGAUGAUGUGGAUGACAAGUUCAAAUUUGAUGGCAUCUUGGGAAAGUCUGAAAACUUUGCUUCCGGGAGUAGGUUUAUUAUUACUUCUAGAAAUAUUAAGGUUUUGACUUUACUCAAAGGAUGUAGGCUAUAUGAAGUUGGAGCCAUGAGUUAUGAACACUCCUUUGAACUUUUCUGCAAGCAUGCAUUUAGAAAGGAUUCUGCUCCACGUGAUUAUGCAACUUUGUCUAAAGACAUUGUAUCCACAACAGGAGGACUUCCACUGACUAUUAAGGUUGUAGGAUCACUUCUAUUUAAAGAAGAUAAAGCAGUUUGGGAAGAAACAUUGUUGCGGUUAAAGGAAACACCAGAGUCAGAGGUCUUAGAGAGGUUAAAGAUAAGCUAUGAUGCACUGGAAUACGAGGCAAAACAGAUAUUUCUUGACAUUGCUUGUUUCUAUGUUGGAACAAAUAAAGAAAUAGCUUCUUAUAUGUGGAGUGAUUGUAAGUUAUAUCCAAUCAGUACUAUUAAUGUUCUCGUCCAGAGAUCCAUAAUCAAAAUCGGAGAGAAUAAUGCGUUUAAGAUGCAUGAUCAACUUAGAGACCUGGGUAAAUCAAUUAUCCGGGAAGAAGAUAUAGAACAUCCUUGGAUGAGAAGUAGAAUAUGGUCCAAAGAGGAUGCUUUUGAGCUGUUGCUUGGCAAAAAGGGAAGCAACAAAGUGAAAGCUCUUGAAGUACAAUCAUAUCCUCAUCAUCAGUUUACUGAUGAGCAUUUCCAGAAUUUGACUGAUCUGAGAUAUCUAAGUGGAACUUUUGUGGACCUUACGGGAGAUUUUGGCGACCUUCAGGAUCUAAGAUGGCUACAAUUUGAAAACUGUCGAGGUUCAGGUGAUGGCAUAACCAAUUUUCAGAUGAAUAAAUUGGUAAUUCUUGAUCUCAGGAAAAGUGUCAUAUCAGAUGACUGGGGAGGAUGGUACCACAUCAAGAUGGCAAAAAAGCUGAAAGUUCUGGAUCUCUCACAUUGCGGUUCCAUAACCAAACUUCCGGACCUCUCCGAAUAUGGGAACCUUGAGCAUUUAAAUCUUUGUGGAUUGAGAAGAACCAGUAGCAAUCAGGACCUGAACAUUGGCAUGUUAAUAAAGUUGAAGGUUUUGAAUCUCGAGAGUUGUAGGAUAAGGAGGAUAGUGGGGAGUAGCAUUGGAAUGCAUCAGGGGGUUCGGGAGCUGUAUAUCAGCUCGUGCAGUUGCGAUAACUUGGGAGAAUUUCUUGCCGACAUCGCAAAAUUGCCGUCUCUCAAGAUUUUUACAGCAAUGGGAGUUGAGUUAAAGGCAAGACUUGAGCUACCCAAAAGUUUGAAAGAGCUCCGUGCCUCGUUCACAUUAGUUGCUAACCUCGAGGACCUGACGGACUUGGAGAUGUUAAGAGUUCAAUCUUUGGCCGAUGUGAGGCUCGACUGGAGUAAGUUAUCCAAGCUGAAACUUUUGAUGCUGUAUAAGUCCAGCACUAAAACAAUGGGUCCUCACCAGUUCCCCCCAUCUCUGACCGAGCUUCGUAUCUCCAGUUUCCCAAUGCUGGAGAUGCUGCCAAAUCUAGACAACCUAGGAAAUUUGACACUGCUGUAUAUCUUCGACUGUCACAAGCUUCGAGAGAUUCAAGGACUUGGGGUAGGGAUGAAAUCCUUGCAAUCUCUGAACAUAUCUUCUGCCGAGAGUUUAAUGCAUCUUGAUGGCCUUGAAAACCUCUCUUCUUUGGUUGAUGUGGAAUUGGAAUCUUGCAAUGCUAUGGAGAGGCUGCUUCCCGUCACUUGUAACAACAAUCUAGCUGCUCUGAAGAGGCUAAGUAAGGUAAAGAUAAUGUCCUGCCCUCGUCUCACAGAGAUAUUCCGAGGCCUUGAUGAUGAAGCUGACAAUGGCCAAAAUGUAGUACUGGACUCUUUACGAGAUCUUGAAGUUUAUAGAUGCGAAUCGCUGCAGAUGGAGGGUUUACCUCAUCUAUCGAAGUUCCCGGGUCUUACAAAGUUGAAGCUCUGGGAUCUGAAGGGAAUGGUGAAGCUGGAAGGACUGGAUUCUCUUGAACAGCUGCAAGGACUACACUUGAGGGGCAUGCCAUCAGUUGAUAGAUUACCUAAUCUGUCAAAGCUUGGGAAACUUGAAUUUCUUGAAUUGCAGCAGAUGCUGAAUCUGCGUGAGUUUGAGGGCAUUGAUGAGUUGAAAUCAUUGCUACGGUUAGAGCUCAGGGGAUGCACGUCACUGGAGAGAUUAAUGGCAUCUGCUUUAGAGGAACUGCAGGAGCUGAUCAUAAUGGGAUGCACAUCACUGCAGAAUCUUAGCGUAGCUGGGUGUUCAAAGGUGGCCAAUCUUUACGUCUCCAAUUGCCCCAAGGUCCAUGCGAUUCAGGGCCUCGGGAGUGGGUUGAAAUCGCUGCGGUAUUUGUCAGCAGAAAGUUUGAUGCACCUCGAUGGCCUUGAAAACCUCCCAUCUUUGACCGACUUAAACCUUCGAUCUUGCAAUGCAAUGGAGAGACUGCUGCCCAUCAUGAAUCCAGCUGGUCUAAACCAACUCCAGAAAGUGGAGAUUGUGAAAUGCUCUCGUCUCAAGGAGAUAUUCCAGGGGCUUGAUCAUGAUGACGGCCUAGUGUUGUGCUCUUUGGAAGAACUGGUAGUUAAUGGUUGCAUAUCACUGGAAAGUUUGCCUCAUCUGUCAAAGUGCCCAAGUCUGAAGAAGUUGAAAAUCAUGGAUUCGAAGGGAUUAGUGAAGUUAAAUGGGCUGGAGUCUCUGCAACAGUUACAAGUACUGGUGUUGACUGGCUUGUCGGGUCUGCUUGAUGUUGAUGGCCUUAAGGAUUUGCUGUCGUUGGAACGACUGGCACUUGCUGGGUGCACGUCACUGGAGAGAUUGCCGGAUCUUUCUUGUUUGAAGAAUCUGAACUGGCUGAUUUUCACAGGAUGCACAUCACUGGAGAGUUUGCCAGAUCUGUCUUGCUUGAAGAAUCUGGAGAAGUUGGACCUCCGAGGAUGCUCGAAGUUGACUGAUCUUUCUGGUUUGCACAAGCUGCAGGGUGUAGAGAUACAAUGGCCAGAUGGACGAUUACCAGAAUGGUCCGGUCAUAGUGAGCCGCACACGCAGAGCUAUCCCUCCAUGUAUUGAGAGGGUCCUAUAUCAUUAGGUCUCCAUCUUACUCCUGCAACCAUCUUCAUCACUCCUUUCCGCUGCGAAUUCUAGGCUUUUCCACCGCAGAUUUGAGCUAACAGGUUACGUUCAACUCCUCUCCACAGUCCUUCAAGUCAUUCUUCUUAUAUUUGAUUCAUGUGAGCUUUCACUGUAAUUAUUUGUUUUACCUUGAACACGUAGGCAUUUCAAGUUGUAGAGGCGGAAGGUCCGUUUCCAUGUCUAUCUCAUCCACAUUUUCACAUAUACUCUAAACGAACAAAAAGCCAGCAGCAUCUGAUCUUAUUUCAAGCAUUCCUGUGUCUGGUAACACAAUAAUUUAUGUUAUUAUCUACGGUGGCUGUAUAUAUAGGUCUUAUUAAAUGAAUAGGACUUUGCCCUACUAAAAGAAAUUGUUCUUGAUUGUUUAGCAUAUCAUAGGGCAUCGACAAGAUGCUAAUGUUGUAUGUAAUGCACGUAGAUUAUAUUAUAUCCAUAACAUGGCAUCGAUUCAAUGAAACAUCAUAGAUGCU